AUGCAGGAGUGCAGAGACAGCGGGGAGCGAGCGGCCGGCACAGCAACCCUGGCAGCCUGCCUUUGUUUCCCAGGCCCUCUGAGCACCAUGUCCGCCCCUCCGGCCAGCAAUGGAGUGUUUGUCGUCAUCCCACCCAACAACGCCAGUGGCCUCCGCCCACCUCCCACUCUUCUGCCCACCUCCAUGUGCCAGCCUCCCGGAAUUAUGCAGUUUGAAGAGCCACCGCUAGGGACGCAAGCACCCAGGGCCACCCAACCCCCUGACCUGCGUCCGGUGGACACGUUUCUGACUGGAGAGCCCAAAGCUUUGGGGACGGUGCAGAUCCUGAUCGGCCUCAUCCACCUGGGCUUUGGCAGCGUGCUGCUCAUGGUGCGCCGUGGCCCGCUGGGCAUGCUCUUCAUCGAAGGUGGUGUCCCCUUCUGGGGCGGAGCCUGCUUCAUCAUCUCCGGCUCCCUCUCAGUGGCAGCCGAGAAGAACCACGCCAGCUGCCUGGUGAGGAGCAGCCUGGGAACCAACGCUCUCAGUGCCAUGGCGGCCUUCGCUGGGACGGCCAUCUUGCUCAUGGAUUUUGGCGUCACCAAUUGGGAUGUGGGCAGGGGCUACUUGGCCGUGCUCACCAUCUUUACCAUCCUGGAGUUCUUUAUCGCAGUCAUUGCUACCCACUUCGGAUGUCAAGCCACUCGUGCCCAAGCCAAUGCAUCUGUGAUUUUCCUGCCAAAUGCCUUCAGCACGGACUUCAACAUCCCCAGCCCCACGGCCUCUCCACCCCCUGCCUACGACAACGUGGCUUACAUGCCAAAGGAGUCCUCUGAGUAG
Dipodomys spectabilis (banner-tailed kangaroo rat) is the source of this 816-nucleotide messenger RNA. It is a transcript of the gene Ms4a15, whose product is annotated as membrane spanning 4-domains A15. Gene Ontology annotation, cellular component: plasma membrane. The transcript has 7 exons. Gene Ontology annotation, biological process: cell surface receptor signaling pathway. Lineage: Eukaryota; Metazoa; Chordata; Mammalia; Rodentia; Heteromyidae. The record is from RefSeq and is a predicted model, not a curated record. Bases 1 to 816 code for a protein of 271 amino acids.